AUGCCCUCCAAGGCAAGAGCAUUGGCCGAGCUCACCAGGAUUCACUGGUUUCCAGUGGGGUCCGACUUCAUGUUCUGGCCUUUUGCGUGGGGCUCCCUGGCAGCAUCAUACCAUGUUGCAUUACCCAUGAAUGAGGUCAUCAUGAACACUUUGUUCUAUGCAUUGUUGGGCACGCUGGUACAUAGUGCGGGCUGUGUCAUAAAUGAUAUGCUUGAUCGCGACUUCGAUCGCAAAGUUGAACGUUCGAAAGGCCGACCGAUCGCGUCUGGAGCUGUCACUAUGACAGAGGCCUCGGUUCUUCUGUUCGUGCUCGUUGCUGCCAUCUUUUACAUGUUCUCAACUGCUGGCCCCACGGCUCUCACACUUGGUCUUGUUGGACUCCCUGCCUGUGGCGGGACGUAUCCCCUGAUGAAGCGUUGGAUGUAUUGGCCGUCUUUGUACCUCGGUUUUGCUGCUAGCUGGGCCGUCCCAUUCACGUGGGUGGCCAUUACGGGCCAGUUCGAUUGGGGUAUGAUCCUGAACGUCGCAGUUGCAUCGUGCUGCUGGACGUGUCUUUACGACACUAUCUACGCGUGUCAGGACAAGAAGGAUGACGAAAAGGCUGGAGUUAAGUCUAUGGCGGUCCGUCUUGGCGAUGGCAUUCGUCUGGCAUUGAGCGUAUUCGGUGUGAUUUUCUUUGCGUGUCUCAUGUGGGCCGGGUACUUGAACGACCAGCAUCUCCCGUUCUACGUGAUGAGUGUCAUUGCGCCCUUCCUCCUCUGUCUCUGGCACAUAUGGUCAUUUGAUCAUAAUGAUCCUAAAGACAGCUGGGAGAAAUUCACAGCAGGUCGUCAUGGCGCAGCGUUGGUUUGUGCAGGAUUGGUCGUGGAUCAUUACUUCAAUCUUGCGUCUCUAGCCAUUUGA
This is a messenger RNA of Suillus subaureus, 903 nucleotides long. RefSeq names its product UbiA prenyltransferase. Gene Ontology annotation, molecular function: 4-hydroxybenzoate polyprenyltransferase activity. The record is from RefSeq and is a predicted model, not a curated record. Bases 1 to 903 code for a protein of 300 amino acids. Gene Ontology annotation, cellular component: mitochondrial inner membrane. NCBI's taxonomy places the organism in Eukaryota, Fungi, Basidiomycota, Agaricomycetes, Boletales, Suillaceae. The transcript is spliced from 8 exons. Gene Ontology annotation, biological process: ubiquinone biosynthetic process.